Messenger RNA from Corythoichthys intestinalis (scribbled pipefish), 2706 nucleotides. RefSeq names its product glucuronidase, beta (gene gusb). NCBI's taxonomy places the organism in Eukaryota, Metazoa, Chordata, Actinopteri, Syngnathiformes, Syngnathidae. The transcript is spliced from 12 exons. Gene Ontology annotation, biological process: glucuronoside catabolic process; carbohydrate metabolic process. Gene Ontology annotation, molecular function: carbohydrate binding; beta-glucuronidase activity. The record is from RefSeq and is a predicted model, not a curated record. Bases 58 to 2004 code for a protein of 648 amino acids.
UGAUGUUGACAGCGGUACUACGUCAUAUCCUUUGAAAGAACCCGUGCAAGUUUGAGGAUGUUUCCAGUGGGAAAAUCCAGCUUGUUAUGGUUCCUAUGGCUCACUGCGGUGGUACAGGUGGCCUUUUGCCUACUGGGCACAGGGAUGCUCUACCCCCGGGAAUCUUCUUCUCGGGAAGUGAAGGACCUGAGCGGGCUUUGGAGUUUUAGAGCGGACAAGUCGCCAAACAGGAAUGAAGGCUUCGAAAAGGCUUGGUACAAAAGUCGCCUGGCUGAGACUGGCCCUGUGAUUGACAUGGCAGUUCCCGCCAGCUUCAACGACAUCACGCAGGACCCAACGUUACGAGAUUUCACUGGGUGGGUGUGGUAUGAGCGAGAGGUGGCUUUACCGACCCGCUGGGUGACAGAUGAAGGAACAAGAGUGGUUCUGCGAGUGGGAAGUGCGCAUUAUUAUUCAGUAGUGUGGGUCAACGGAGUGAAAGUGACCGAGCACAAUGGUGGCCAUCUUCCCUUUGAAGCAGAGAUAGGCAGUGUGAUCCGAGAUGACCCGACGGGCCCCUGUCGGAUCACCAUCGCAGUCAACAAUACUCUUACUCUGGAGACACUACCUCCUGGAAGCAUCCAGUACUUCAAUGACCCUACCAGGUAUCCUAAAGGAUUUUUUGUGCAAAAUAUCAACUUUGAUUUCUUCAACUAUGCUGGGAUUCACCGUCCUGUAUUACUUUACACAACACCCAAGGCUUACAUAGAUGAUAUCACAGUGGUGACUGACUUUAUGGAUAGCACAGGUUUAGUCAACUACAAUAUAUCAGUAAAAAAUGCUGCUGAAGCCACCUUUAAGGUCACUUUGAUAGAUAAAGACAGACAUUGCGUGGCUUCCUCCAGCGAGCCAUCCGGAGUUCUCAAAUUCACUGAUGUCAAACUCUGGUGGCCAUACUUGAUGCAUGAGGAUCCAGCUUAUCUUUACACUUUUGAGGUUCACAUGACGGCAGCAGAUCAAAGUUCAGCAUAUACAGAUGUGUAUACUCUACCAGUCGGCAUCCGCACUGUCCGUGUCACUAGCACUCAAUUCCUCAUCAACAACAAGCCCUUCUAUUUCCACGGCGUUAAUAAACAUGAGGACUCUGACAUUCGAGGGAAAGGCUUCGACUGGCCCCUGAUUGUCAAAGACUUUAAUUUGAUGAAAUGGAUGGGCGCCAAUUCGUUCCGCACGAGCCACUACCCCUACGCUGAGGAGAUUCUGCAGAUGAGUGAUCGCCACGGCAUUGUGGUCAUUGAUGAAUGCCCUGGGGUGGGCAUCAAAGACAUUCGUAGUUUUGGCAACGUCUCGCUGGCUCAUCAUCUGGACGUCAUGGAUGAGCUCGUGCGUCGGGACAAGAACCAUCCCUCAGUGGUCAUGUGGUCAGUAGCUAAUGAGCCAGCGUCAGAGAUGACUCCCGCUGAACAUUACUUCAAGACUGUGAUAACAUAUACUAAAGAGCUGGACCCGACAAGACCAGUGACAUUUAUCACAGAUAGUAACUAUGCCAGAGAUCGAGGGGCUCCCUAUGUGGACGUAAUCUGUGUGAACAGUUACUUCUCGUGGUACCACGACCCAGGCCACCUAGAGGUCAUCCCUAUUCAGCUCAACACCCAGUUCGAGAACUGGUACGGAAAGUACCAGAAGCCCAUCAUCCAGAGCGAAUACGGAGCAGACACAGUGCCAGGCUUUCACAGUGACCCACCCGUAAUGUUUACCGAGGAGUACCAGAAUGUGGUUUUGCAGAGCUACCACAACGUGUUCGACCAGAAGAGGAAGAAGUAUGUGAUUGGAGAACUCAUCUGGAACUUUGCCGACUUCAUGACUGUACAAGGGAUCACACGUGUGGUGGGCAACAAGAAGGGUGUCUUCACUAGGCAAAGACAACCCAAAGCAGGGGCGUAUAUCCUCAAGGAGAGGUACUGGAGGCUUGCAAAUGAAACUGGGAAGAUGCCUCCUUGGACCAAAUAUCCAUGUGGGCUCUGAUAUCCACAAGCGUUCACAGUUUACAAAAUGUAUUGAAUCACCAGCAAAAUUGUUUAAUACACAAAUGCAAUCGUGCUUUACCAGCAGCUGAUUAAUGUGUCGAUGAGCCAGAGGAAAGCUGUGGGGAAGGGUUUGCUUUGAGAGCUUUAAAAAAAUAUAUAUCCUAAACAGUGAGACACUAAAGAAUGUUUGUAGAUAUUAACCGUUUCACUGCCAAUGACAGCUGCCAUUGACGACGCUAGAUGUCCAAUCCAUUUUGAAUGGAAGGGCUUCCCCUGUCAAAAUGGAUUGGACGUCUAAUGUCAUUAAUGGAGGCCAAAGAGUGUUAGACGCUUUAGUCUUAAAACAGAUUCAAGUGAAAAGAGACAUUGUUCUUGCAACAAUGUCAACGCUUGAAUUUUUAUUCAGUUUGGUAAUUUUUCAUGAUUUUUAUGGUAAUUGUUUAUAAUGACUUUUUACGUGAUUGCGAGGUAAUUUGUAUGGUAAUUGUUUAUGACUUUUUUACGUGAUUGCAAUGUACUACAGUAUGUUGGGUGUUCAGAUUUAAAACAACUAAUUUUGCAAAUUUUGUGUUAAUUACACUAAAUUCAGUCUCAUUUCAGAAAGUGUUUCUGGGUGUCAAAAUGUAUACUUGGGAAAAAAUAGCAUUGACCAUCACAUUAAACUGGAUCUAUACAAUCUAAUUCAAAUAUAGACUUUUUU